Molecule: messenger RNA, 1342 nt
Organism: Eutrema salsugineum
Lineage: Eukaryota; Viridiplantae; Streptophyta; Magnoliopsida; Brassicales; Brassicaceae
Product: indole glucosinolate O-methyltransferase 4
Exons: 4
Coding region: 67-1215 (382 amino acids)
Biological process (GO): methylation
Molecular function (GO): protein dimerization activity; S-adenosylmethionine-dependent methyltransferase activity; O-methyltransferase activity
Source: RefSeq, a predicted model, not a curated record
UCGAAUCAAAACUCUACCAUUGCAAUCUUAUCUUCUUUUUAUUCAAUCUUCUAACCAACAACAACAAUGUCAACACAUCUUCAAGAUCCCUUAACCACCACUUACCCUGAACCGGUAUUAACCAAAGAAGAACAAGAAACCGAUGAGAAAAUGGUGAGCUUGCAAGCAGAGAGUAUCGUCAACACCGUGGCUUUCCCUAUGGUUCUCAAGGCCGCCUUGGAGCUUGGCGUCAUCGACACAGUCGCUGCGGCAGAAAAAGGCGCGUGGCUCUCACCGUAUGAGAUAGCGCGUAGUCUCCCAACCAAACCCACCAACCCGGAGGCGCCAGUGUUGCUCGACCGGAUGCUGCGGUUGCUCGUAAGCCACUCGAUCUUGAAGUGCCGUAUGGUUGAAAGCAGAGAAAACGGUCGAACCGGAAAGAUGGAGAGGGUUUAUGCAGCCGAACCGGUUUGCAAAUAUUUCUUGAAAGACAGUGACGGUUCAGGUUCUUUGGUGUCUCUGUUUAUGUUGCUCCACACCGAAGUGUUUUUCAAGACUUGGACAAAUCUUAAAGAUGUGAUACUAGAAGGAAGAGAUGCAUUCAGCUCUGCCCAUGGCAUGGGAAUUUUUGAAUACGUCUGUUCAGAUAAACAAUUUGCUGAAGUGUUUGAUCGUGCCAUGUCGGAACCUUCCAACAUGAUCAUCAAGAAGGUUCUAGAAGUUUACAGAGGAUUUGAAGAUGUUAACACUUUGGUAGAUGUUGGAGGAGGAACUGGCACCACAUUAGGUCUGGUGACUUCCAAGUAUCCUCAUAUCAAGGGUUUUAAUUUCGACUUGCCUCAAGUUUUAGCUCAUGCUCCUUUUUAUUCAGGAGUGGAGCAUGUCUCCGGAGACAUGUUUGUAGAAGUUCCAAAGGGAGAUGCCAUUUUUAUGAAAUGGAUCCUGCAUGAUUGGACGGACGAACAUUGUAUAAAGCUUCUUAAAAAUUGUUGGAAGAGUCUACCAGAAAAAGGAAAAGUGAUAAUUGUAGAUAUGGUUACACCAACAGAACCAAAAGGUGGUGAUUUUUCCUGUAACACUGUGUAUGCUAUGGACAUGCUGAUGCUGACACAAUGCUCGGGUGGUAAAGAGAGAUCGCUUUCGCAGUUCGAGGAUUUAGCAUUCCGUUCAGGUUUUCUUCGAUGUGAAAUCAUUUGUCCUGCCUAUUCAUAUUCUGUUAUCGAAUUCCACAAAUAGAUUUGGAUUUUGUUUAACAAAAUAAUGAUUGGGUCUGGUGCAUGUGAAACAAAAUAAUGAUUUCACAAAAAAAGUGGUUGUAAAAUCCUGUUUGUGUGUGUGUGCGCAAAAUUAAUAAAUUGAUGAG